GUAUGUAUACAAAAGUCAAGAGCUUGGUCGUAUUAUUAGACUUUUGGGCCUUUAUCAUACAAACUCUCAUGGGCUUAUUAUGGCCUUUUUCUACAAAUAAUCCAAAAGAUUAGUAUAUUUGCAGUUAAGGACCUGAGUUAUUUAUUAUAUUCUUACUUAUCCCGUUAGUUCGAAUUAUAAUCAUAAUAAUCCAUUCAUAAUUCAAUCUACUCCACUCAGCGCUUGCUUAUGCAGAGACGGAGACUGAGUGUGAGUGACACGCAAGGAACUUGAUAAAGGUUGUCCUUUUCCUAGUUUCUCUAUGUCUCUGUCACGUAUAAGCAACGCUUAUAUCUCAGUUGUUAGAAGAUUGGAAGCAAAUCGUUAUUGCCCAUCAGGUGUUUGUGAAAAUGUCUGAUCCAAUUUAUAUCACUUGAUAAAAUAUUUUGGGGAAAGAUGGAAGUUUUAAGACAAUUUAUUCAGAGUUUCCGGUUUCUAUCUGGUUUUGGAGUUGAUCACAGAGUUCUAUCUGAUGUUGUCAAAGCCUGCGCUUCAGUUUCUGAGCUCAGGUCAGGGAGAGCUCUGCACGGCUGCGUGGCAAAGCUUGGUCAUUUGGGGUGCAACGAGGUUUCCAAGUCGGUUCUCAACAUGUAUGCGAAAUGCAGGAGAAUGGAUGAUUGCCAGAAGAUGUUCAGGCAAAUGAACAGUGUUGAUCCCGUUGUUUGGAACAUUGUUCUCACUGGACUUUCUCAUUCUUGUGCUCAUGAGACGAUGAGGUUCUUCAAAGGAAUGCUCUUUGAAGAUGAGCCUAGGCCUAGCUCUGUUACCUUUGCGAUUGUUCUUCCUGUGUGUGUUCGCCUUGGGAAGGCUGCAUACAAUGGGAAGGUUUUGCAUUCUUAUAUUAUCAAGAUUGGUUUGGAGAAAGAUACGCUUGUGGGCAACGCUCUCGUUUCCAUGUAUGCUAAAUCCGGUUUUGUUCUCCCUGAUGCCUAUGCUGCGUUUGAUAGUAUAGCUGACAAAGACGUUGUCUCGUGGAAUGCGUUUAUUGCUGGGUUCUCUGAGAACAAUAUGAAGGUUAAUGCGCUUAGAUUGUUUUCUACGAUGCUUAAGGAGCCUGUAGAGCCGAAUUAUGCAACGAUUGCGAAUAUUUUGCCGGUUUGUGCUUCUAUGGAUAAGAGCAUUGCGUAUGGAAGUGGUAGGCAGAUUCAUGGUUAUGUUGUGCAGAGGUCUUGGUUGCAGAGUCACGUUAACGUGUGCAAUUCUCUUGUGAGUUUUUAUUUGAGAGUUAGAAGGAUAGGAGAAGCAGCCUCAUUGUUUACGACGAUGGGUUCCAGAGAUCUGGUGUCAUGGAACGUUGUCAUAGCUGGUUAUGCAUCAAACUGUGAGUGGUCUAAAGCUUUGCAGUUAUUUCGAAAGUUGGUGCAUAAGGGGGACGUUUCUCCUGAUUCGGUAACCAUCGUCAGCAUCCUACCUGUCUGUGCGCAGUUAACUAACUUGACCAUUGGCAAAGAGAUCCAUAGUUAUGUUUUGCGACGUGCUUACCUCUUGGGGGAUACAUCAGUUGGGAAUGCUCUCAUUAGUUUCUAUGCGAGAUUUGGUGACACAUGUGCAGCAUAUUGGGUCUUUUCACUGAUAUCUAAAAAGGACAUUAUAUCUUGGAAUGCUAUACUUGAUGCCUAUGCAGACAGUCCAAGACAUUCUCAGUUUAUGAACCUCUUGCACCACUUAUUUGAUGAAGCAAUCAUUCCUGACUCUGUUACUAUUUUAAGCAUAGUCAAAUUCUGCACAAAUGUACUGGGAGUUGGUAAAGUAAAAGAAGUUCAUGGGUACUCAGUUAAAGCGGGUCUUUUAAACGAUGAAGACGAACCCAUGCUGAGCAACGCGUUGCUUGAUGCAUAUGCCAAAUGUGGUAACGUAGAAUACGCUCAAAGGAUUUUUCAGGGCUUAUCAAAGAAGAGAACCUUGGUUACAUAUAACUCAAUGUUAUCAGGAUACGUUAACAGUGGAAGUCAGGAUGAUGCUCAGCUUCUGUUCAGGGAGAUGUCUACUACUGAUCUCACCACUUGGAGUUUGAUGGUUCGUAUCUACGCUGAAAGUUGCUGUCCUAGUGAAGCCAUUGAUGUUUUCCGUGAGAUACAAGCUCGAGGGAUGAGGCCUAACACUGUGACUAUCAUGAAUCUCCUUCCUGUUUGUGCGCAGAUAGCAUCUCUGCAUCUAGUAAGACAAUGCCAUGGAUAUAUUAUUAGAGGCGGACUUGGUGAUAUCCGCCUGAAGGGGACUCUAUUAGAUGUAUAUGCAAAAUGUGGCAGCUUGAAGAAUUCGUACUCUGUUUUCCAGUUAGAAGCUCAUAAAGAUCUGGUUAUGUUCACUUCUAUGAUUGUUGGGUAUGCUGUACAUGGUAUGGGUAAGGAAGCACUUCUGAUCUACUCUCGUAUGAUGGACUUGGGCAUUAAGCCGGAUCACGUUUUCAUAACUACUCUGUUGACUGCAUGCUGCCAUGCUGGAUUAAUACAGGAUGGAUUGCAAAUAUUUGACUCAAUAAGGACGGUUUAUGGGUUGAAACCUACAAUGGAACAGUAUGCUUCUGUUGUUGAUCUACUUGCUCGAGGGGGUCGACUUGAUGAUGCAUAUUCGUUCGUCACAGAGAUGCCAGUUGAACCUAAUGAAAAUAUUUGGGGAACACUGUUAAGGGCGUGUAUAACGUAUAAUAGGAUGGAUCUGGGGCGGUUAGCUGCGAAUCAUCUUUUGCAAGCUGAAUCUGAAGACAUUGGGAACUACGUUCUGAUCUCGAACAUGUAUGCAGCAGAUGGUAAGUGGGAAGGCGUGAAGGAGUUGAGAAAGCUAAUGAAGAAAAAGGAAAUGAAAAAGCCAGCAGGGUGUAGCUGGCUGGAUGUGGAUGGGAAAAUGAAUGUCUUUAUGUCCGGAGAUUCUUCUCACCCUCGAAGAAACAGUAUGUUCGACGUACUAAAUGCUUUAUUUGUUCAGAUGAAAGAGCCUGUGGCGUUUUAACCGAUGAAGAAAGAAAAAGCAUUGCAGAAAUGUUACAGAGACAAAUCUUGAUUAAGAUAAUGCAAGUGAAGAGUCUUUCUCUUUCAAUGAUACAGUUCUGAAACGCUACAUGUACAUGAGCUUUGGGAUAGUUGGCAGAGAACACGCUUUAUGGUCUGCCACUUGAAUUGGGAGAUGUUAAAGGAAACAAAGUAAGCAACGCUGGCUCUGUAUACCCUGGUUUAGAUCUUGGCGAUGGAUGCAAGUAAAAGCGUCUUUCUUUAAUGGCUCUCUCCUCUUCUUCGUUGUUUGUUGUACAACUAUCUGGAUCUGCUUUAUCUCCUUCUAUCAAGGACAAGUUAGAGACCAAUGAAGAAGAGGUGCUUAGUGGACUUGUUAAAAGGUUGGUAAUACCAGAUUUAGAUGAUGGGGUCUUACCAGUGGGUUUAAAGCUUAGAGGAGGUUUGACAAUUUCAAGCUUUGGCCUCAUGCAUUGCCUUCUCUCAUGGAGCUUAGAAGUGGGUUUCCUUUGAAUGGCGGUUUUUAUCACUGUUGCUUCUGGUAUUGCUGCAGCAUUGCUCUCUGAUGGACCUGUCAAGCGCUGCACGACUUCUCUGAAAGUGUCGGUGUCAGUGUGGACAAAUGUAGUGACGGGCUUGCAAGUUGCAACGUUCUGACUUCCUUGGUUAUUCAUUUAAGGAAUCACAAGAAAUGAUGAUAAAGAAAAGAGCAGAGACUUUUGAU
This is a messenger RNA of Brassica napus (rape), 3711 nucleotides long. RefSeq names its product putative pentatricopeptide repeat-containing protein At5g08490. Lineage: Eukaryota; Viridiplantae; Streptophyta; Magnoliopsida; Brassicales; Brassicaceae. Gene Ontology annotation, molecular function: RNA binding; protein binding. Gene Ontology annotation, biological process: RNA modification. The record is from RefSeq and is a predicted model, not a curated record. The transcript is spliced from 2 exons. The coding region runs from base 436 to 2988 and encodes 850 amino acids.